CACAUGCUCACUUUGUAAAGAAAAGAGAAAACAGGCACUUAUGGAUACACUGUUACUGUAUUUAAAGAGAUAUUGCCGCCUGCUGUUUAUCACAGGAAAGUUUCGCAUACGUCACGAUGACGUUGCACGGGGGAAGCUCGCCAAGAUCUCAGCGGAAGGAGCGUGUGAAAACUCUACAUUAUUCCCGGUGCCUUACGCAAGAUAGUUUUAAGUUUAACUCGGCAUUAUGUCCACGAUGCUCAGUCCAAAUAUAAAUCAGCGGCUCGCGUUGUUUUCAUUACCGGAAAUCGUCACAGUUGCGGCUGAAAGAGUCUGCAGCAUCUGCUAGCGUAGCGAGCUAACCGCCGGCAGCCGGUGUUCACGGUCAGGAAGCCGGGUGGGAAAAAAAGGAGGCGCUCUCUGAAGGUGGUUCGUCGGUGUUAAUGAUUUGCGAAGCAGACGAUUGCGCAGUAAAAAUAAGAAGACCGGCGGCAGAUACCUCGAGGUUGUGGCAGUGAAGAAGAAUCAAUGUUUUCAGCUAACGUUAAGGGUUAGCGUUAAGUUAAUACUUUAAGCUAACUGCUCCUCGGUAACGACAGGCAGCUCUACCAAGGUGCUCCGGGACAUGGCCAGUAAUCCCGCGGCUACCUGCCAGGCUAAUGGAGACAGCAAGCCGGGAGGAGUGCCCGCCGCUCGGCGUUCGUGUGGCCACCGGUCCGAGUCUGAAUCCGAUGCUGGACCGACUUCGAAGAGCUUAGCGCGACUGUGCAGCAGGGAUGACGGGGAGCGGAGAGCGGCUCUGGAGGAGUUAAGCCAGGGGGUUCUCCAGUGUUUAGACCUGGACCGGCACGGCUCGGGGCGACUGAGUAAACAAACUCUUCUGCAUCUGCUCCGGCUGUCCAGGUCGUGUCCGCUGCAGGAAGUACGGGAGAGAGCCGUCGAGCUCCUGCGGACCGCACAGGAGCAAGGAGUCGAGGUACCUCGGGCUCUGGCCUCGGGUCCAAGUGCCUUUAUCCCUGCAAAAGAGAUUUUAAAAGGAGGGCCAAACCAGGACGUCCUGAUUGAAUCUUUUCUUUCGCUGGGGCGUGUGGAUCACAUCUCCAUGGUCAUGGCGAUGCACCCAGCCUACCUCUGCUGCUUCCUAAAGACCCAGCAUGCUUUGUUGGAGAUGGACGGCCCUUUGCCCCGUCACUGGAGACACUACAUUGCUGUCAUGGCUGCCGCUCGGCACCACUGCUCAUACCUGGUGCAGCAGCACAGCGCAGGCUUCCUGGAGGCCGGAGGGGAGGAGAGCUGGCUAAGCGGCCUGGAGCACGCUCCCGCCAAACUCCGCAGCCUGCAAACACUCAACAAGCUGCUGGCACACAGACCCUGGCUCAUUACGCAGCAGCACAUCCAGGAACUGGUGUGCCCCGGAGCAGAGCCUCGCUGGUCACUGGCUGAACUGAUACACGCCGUGGUGCUCAUGGCGCACGCUCACUCGUUGUGCUCGUUCGUUUGGGGCUGUGGUUUAAACCCAGAACCUGACCACAUUGGGGGCUACACCUUUCAGCCUCCAUCACUUUCUCACAGUCCUCACAGCCCCGCACACAGCCCCGCUCACGAGGACGGCAGGCACGAGCUGGCUGAUGGAGCGGUGGAGGUGGAGGUGCUGAUGAAGAGGAUGGUGGAGCUGCAGCAGCAGCAGGAGGAGGAGGAGGAGUGCACACAGGAGGAGAUGGUUACUCGCUUUGAAAGGGAGAGGAGCGAGAGCAUACCUACAGCGGUGGUGAGGGGCGCUCCACCUGACCUGGUGUUGCGUCUUGUGGAGGAACCAGAAUUCAGAUAUGAGGACUUUGCUCCCAGAGGAGAGCAGUCACCACCCACCAUGCGAGCACAGGACUAUUCAUGGGAGGACCAUGGAUUCUCUCUGCUCAACAGGCUCCUGCCAGAUAUGGGCCAGCUACUGGAUGAAAAAUUCCAGAUUGUGUGCAACUUGACCUACCACAGGAUUGCCAUGCAUGAAGGCGUGGAUACUCACACUCUAAGAAAAGCUCUGUGGAACUACAUCCACUGUCUUUAUGGAAUACGAUACGACGAUUACGACUAUGGCAGUGUGAACGUGUUGCUGGAACGCUCUCUGAAGGUGUUUGUAAAAACCAUGGCCUGUCACCCCGAGCAGACCACAGCACGCAUUUACCACUCCUUCUGGAGACACUUCAGACACUCUGAAAAGGUUCAUGCCAACCUAAUAGUGAUGGAAGCCCGGCUACAGGCGGCACUUCUUUACAUCUUACGAGCCAUUACACACUACAUGAGAUGACCGCCUCGCUUCACUUGCACACAUUUUUGCAGAUGCUGAGCCAGCUGUGAUUUACACCACAGUCCAAUCCUUGUGUACACACACACACACACACACACACACACACACACACACACACACUACAGUGAAUGUUUGCUCAUUCAUAUCGUAUGUUUCAGUGUUAAUGUUUUGAUGCUGCUUUGCGCCUGGAAUGUUAUGUAUUUAAAUUGCAUUACCGUUUUUUGUCUUUAUUUUUGUUCCUUUUUUCUUUUGCACUGAAGUGUAUCAUCAGGUUUUAAUUUCACACUUGAGCCUCAAGUGGUGCCGUCUUGCACAUGUUCCUGUCACACCUGGCAUAUCAAAAUCAGUGUGAUGAUUCAGAUUGUUUUCAUUGCUGAAUGUUUGCUUGUCAGACAAACGCCAUUGAUCACACCAGUACUACUCAUGACUCAGCCCUCUCUGUCUGCAGCACACUGAGGCUGAGAUGAGACAAACAGCUUGUAUUUUUAUAUACAAUAAAAGUUACUUUAUCAAAAUCAA
Oreochromis aureus is the source of this 2800-nucleotide messenger RNA. It is a transcript of the gene sesn2, whose product is annotated as sestrin 2. The transcript is spliced from 11 exons. The record is from RefSeq and is a predicted model, not a curated record. NCBI's taxonomy places the organism in Eukaryota, Metazoa, Chordata, Actinopteri, Cichliformes, Cichlidae. Gene Ontology annotation, cellular component: nucleus. Gene Ontology annotation, molecular function: oxidoreductase activity, acting on peroxide as acceptor; L-leucine binding. Bases 605 to 2281 code for a protein of 558 amino acids. Gene Ontology annotation, biological process: cellular response to leucine starvation; cellular response to L-leucine; positive regulation of macroautophagy.